Messenger RNA from Bufo gargarizans (Asiatic toad), 6385 nucleotides. RefSeq names its product E3 ubiquitin/ISG15 ligase TRIM25-like. Bases 1 to 1602 code for a protein of 533 amino acids. Gene Ontology annotation, molecular function: protein binding; zinc ion binding. The transcript has 2 exons. NCBI's taxonomy places the organism in Eukaryota, Metazoa, Chordata, Amphibia, Anura, Bufonidae. The record is from RefSeq and is a predicted model, not a curated record.
AUGGCGUCUGCUGAUCUGAAAGACGAGCUGCUCUGUUCCAUCUGUUUAUGUAUUUUUAAGGAUCCUGUAAUGCUGAGAUGUGGACACAACUUCUGCCGGGUCUGUAUUGAUCGUGUACUGGAUACACAGGACGAGUCUGGGGUUUAUACCUGUCCCGAAUGUAGAGAAGAGUUUCAGGAGCGGCCUGCACUGAUGAAGAACAUAAAUCUUCAUAAUGUAGCAGAACGUUUCCUGUUUACUCAGCCAGAUCUAGUGGAGAUCAGCGGGAUCUUGUGCACUUACUGUGUGGACUAUGCUGUACCUGCUGUUAAAUCCUGUCUACACUGUGAGGCUUCUCUGUGUGAGAAACACCUGAGAGUUCACAGCAAGUCAUCAGAACACGUCUUAUCUGACCCCAGCACUUCCCUGGAGAACAGGAAAUGUUCUGUCCAUAAGAAGAUCCUGGAGUAUUACUGCACUAAGGACGCUGCUUGUAUCUGUGUGUCCUGCAGUUUGGUUGGAGAACAUAAGGGACACCAGGUGGAGAUGCUGGAUGAGGCCUCUGAGAAGAAGAAAGGGAAACUGAGAAAUAUUUUUCAGAAACUGUCCACAAAGCGAGAGAAGACUGAGGAAAGAGUCCAGAACCUGGAGGAACGCUGGAGAAAAGCUCAAGAAAAAGCAUCUAAAAAAGCAGAGAGAGUCACUGCCCUGUUUACAGACAUCAGGAGACGACUAGAGGACCUGGAGAAGAGGGUCCUGAGUGAGAUCUCCAGGCAGGAAAAGGAAGAGUCACUCUCAAUCUCUACUCUGAUGAAGAAGCUGGAAAUAAAGAAGGACGAGCUGUCCAGGAGGAUGAGACACAUUGAGGAGCUGUGUAACAUGACUGAUCCACUGACUGUCUUACAGGAACCAGAUACAGGUGACUUGUGUGAUCCUGAGGUGGGAGGAGGUGAUAAGGACAUAAAUAGAUGUCUCCAUGAUGUAGAUGAUCUGGAUGUGGCUGUGAUCUCAGACAAAUUACACACAUUAUGUGACAUAAUAACAGAUAUAAGGAGAGGAAUCUAUGUGGAGGGUCCUGGAGACAUAUUACUGGAUGUAAACACAGCUGCUAAUAAUGUCCUUAUAUCAGACGACCUGAAAACUGCAACCCGUACACAAAAUAAUCAGAAUCGUCCAGAAACAACAGAGAGAUUCCAGAAUAAUCAGGUGAUGAGCAGCAGGAGAUUUACCUCAGGGCGACAUUACUGGGAUGUGGAGAGCAGUGAAUCAGGGGAUUGGAGGGUGGGGAUGUGUUAUCCCAGUAUAGACAGGAGGGGGCGUCAGUCAUACAUUGGAGAUAAUACCAAGUCCUGGAGUUUGAGGAGGUAUAGUAAUCAGUAUUUAGUGAGACAUGACAGUAAAGAUAUCCAGUUACCUGACAAGAUCUCCAGUAAUAGAGUCAGGAUAUGUCUGGACUACGAGGCCGGGCAGCUGUCCUUUUAUGAGCUGUGUGACCCCAUCAGACACUUACACACCUUCACUGCCACCAUCACCGAGCCCCUUCAUGCUGCAUUGUGUGUAUUUGGUAGAAUGAUUUUUAAAUCCUAUGGUUUUAGUUAUGAGUUAUUCGUAGUUGAUUAUUAGUUAAAGGGGUUGACCACCCUAAGUAUCAAAAAUCCGAAGUGCCCUAGACAAUAGCCCAAACCAUGAAGUAUUUCUAUCAGGUGACAUGUACCGGCUCUAUAUCCUGUCUCUAACCUGUUCACCAUGACAUGCCUCCCUGGAGGAGCUCCUCAGACCGGCUGUGUGGGAGGAGCAGCUGCAAAGUGAAAGUAAAAAUCCCAGCAUGCAUUGCAGCAAGCAUGUCCAGAGGAGCAGUCACAUGACAUCCCCGCCCACCUGUGUUUCCAUAGAGACAAGAGCCCCUCAGAUAAUACCAAUAACUCAGUCAUCGGUGAAUAACUGCUGUACAGACAUAGCAAUAGGAAGUAUGCUCCAGUCCCAGCAGCACAAGGACUAUGAUGCUAAUGUAUCAUACAAAUGUUACUGGGGGGAGGGGCCUGUUCAUAAACUUGCUGUGGGGCCUAGUCAUUUCUAGUUGCACCCUUGGAUUUAACCCAUUAACAGAAUGAAUAGAGGGGGAGAUUUAUCAUUUCCCUUGUUUCUGAAAAGUGGCGUUAAAAAGUUGCAAACUAUGUGUUUGCGACUUUUUAACUGUGCCUUUAAAAAAAAAAGGGCGUCACAAUGGCAGGGAGGGGGCGUGACCAGUCACCUCCAAAAAUGUAUGUUCAUUUUCGACAGUUUUCUGUCUAAAAUGAAGCCAGAAAUCUACGGCAGCUCUUAGCGGUCAUAGAUUUCUGUUUAGUGGCAUGGACCGCCAUAGGAGGGCUGCUGAGGGGGGACAGACCUUUGUUGCACAAGAGCUCUGAUGAAUAAAUUUGUACAAAUCGAUCUCACAUAGAGAGGCGCCUCCCGUCUAUCAUCAUACGACUAAGGCUACUUUCACACUAGCGUUAGCAGGGUCCGGCAGGCUGUUCCCCUGCCGGAUCCGUGCUAACGCUAGCCCACGAGUGCCGCUGGAAGUCAGCUCCGGCCCCAUUCACAUUCACUGAUGCCCAGCACGCUGCAUUUUUUGUCCAGCUGCCUCUCGGCAUGUUUGCCGUGCUGUGGCCGCAUCCCCGACCUGUCCCCAUUAAAGUGAAUGGAGCCGGAGCGGACUUCCGGCGGCACUCGUGGGCUACAGUUAGCACGGAUCACUGUAUACAGUGUACAGGGGGUCACGGAUCUCUAUAUGCAGUGCUGGGGGUCACAGAUCACCAUAUACAGAGUGCAGGAAGGAGAGGGCACACAUUCAUAGAUGGUGAGACCAGUGACUGCUGAUAUCACUGACCUCGGCCAUACUGACAGCUCACAAGGGGUUAAAGCUCCUGAACUGUUGGUCUGACUGUAAUAUCAUGUCUGUGAUAAGACCACAGAGAAGAGGGGCCAUAAACAGGUCAGACACUGGGAUUGCUCACAGUUUGUGGUCCACAGCACUUCCCUAGCUCUGCUACAUCCUCACAUGUUAGAAGGAUCCUCUCAGUACAGGAGGUACAGAGGGGGCAGGGCCUCAGUCUCCCUUCCUCCUGCAAAAGUUUCUUUAUUUCAGCUUUUAACAAGUGUCCCUGCUAAGCCCCAGCCAGCCCUGCACAGCCAGGAGUGCCAGUCCCAGAAGGAAAGCACCUCUGAUACAAGCAGGGUGCUUUAGGACCCAGACAGCAGCACACUCCUUCAGGCAUGGACGAGGUUGCUCCUCCAUGGCACGUGCAGGGAUGGAGGAGACAGUCAGCUGUGAGCACAGGACAGGAGGGGGCGUGGUGAGAGCAGGACAGGAGGGGGCGUGGUGAGAGCAGGACAGGAGGGGGCGUGGUGAGAGCAGGACAGGAGGGGGCGUGGCCUCCAAUAGCAGGAAAACCAGGCAAAUCUGCUUAAGAAGAUAUAUUAGUAAGUGUAAUAUUUCCCUACUUUCUUUAUAGUUUUAAUAAGUGCUAAAAGAGUGGCCAACCCCUUUUAGGAAAUAAUAUUACAGAAUAGGUCAUCAAAAUCUGAUCUGCUGGGGUCUGACAUCCGGAACCACCGCCGAUCAGCUAAUUGAAGAGGAGGUGAUGCUCCAUGCGAGCGCUACUUCCUCCGUGUUACACUGCCUGUCGUCUCAUUCACUUGAAUGGAGCGAGUACUUGUAAUAACACUAAUGGUACUUUCACACUAGCGGCAGGGCACUCCGGCAGGCUGUUCCGGCGGGUAAACAGUCUGCCGUAUCCAUGCUGCCGCUAGUGCGCACGUGCUGCCGGAGGUCCGCCCGGCCCUAUUGACUAUAAUGGGGGCGUGGCGGAGUUCUGGCGGCACGGCAGCGCACGCUGAGAGGGAGCCGGAAUAAAAGUACUACAUGUAGGACUUUCACCCGCCGGAGUCCCCUACCGCUAAUGUGAAACUAGCCUAAGCUGCUGAAAGGCAGACGACGGGCAGUGUAAUGUGGAGGAUGUGACGCUCGCAUGGAGCAUCUCUUCCUCUUCAAUCAGCUGAUUGGCAUGGUGCCAGUGUCGGGCCCCUGCCGGGAGUCCUCAGGAUAGGUCAUCAAUAUCAACAGGCUGCACAAACCCUUUAAUAUUCACCUAAAUAUAUGAUACAAUUAUGGUACAUAUCACUUUAUGUUAAUUUCUUAAAAACUCUAGGAUGAUUGCUGGUGAUCUGCCUCUGUGACCCAUCAUGAUCCACUGUUCUAAUCCUCAGAACCAUUAUUACUAUGAAGGUUCCCGCUACCAAGACCCUUGAUAUGGCCUAAUGCAAACUAUCAGGCCAGAAGUGGUUUCUCCAGCAGUAACAGCUGAUAGACGGGGGUUGGGAAAACUAGGGGGAGAUUUAUCAAAACUGGUGUAAAGGAAGACUGGCCUAGUCGCCCAUAGCAACCAAUCAGGUCCCACCUUUCAUUUUUCAUAGCUCCUUUGGAAUUUGAAAGGUGCAAUCUGAUUGGCUGUUACGGGCACCCGUUUUGAUAAAUCUCCACCGUGAGUUUGCAGCUGAUUGCUGGUGGUGGUUUCAUGUAGAUAGAAUUAUAUGUCAAAUCUACAAAACAGAUACAGAUAUAUUAUAGGGUUAAUCAGAACAGGAUUUAGGACCGAAAAUGGAAUGGAUAUUUACUUUAAACGGGUAGUACAUUGGGCAGAGUGUUUAGUGAUGGGGUGGGGGAUGGGGGGCUUUUAUAUCUGUCUAUGCCCUUGAAAAAGCCCAACAUAAUACAAUCUGACAGUAUGUUCUUGUUGGCAGUUUGUAGGUGGCAACAGGUGAUAACAUUAAUGGUUACAAAUAAGACAAACAGCUGUAUAAUUAUAUAUACAUUGAUUUCAUUGAAGAUAGGGUUUCACUUUAAAUUAGUAUGCUGGGUAAAUAUGUUUUUUUUUUUUUGUUUUUUUUAAAUUUUCCACUAAAAUACUUUAGAUUUUAGGAAAGCUGGUUAAUUUCAUGACUGCUCUUACAAGUGCCACAGGGGUUGUCACUAAGCUGUUCUAGAGUUCUGAAUGGCUCCAUGGCCUAGAUGUCACUACAACCUCCGCACCCUAUCAACUAAUACCUCGCCAUGUAUAAUAAACAGACAUUUUCUUGCAUAUUAAUUCUGUUCUGUUCAAUUGAAUGAAUUUCUAUAGAAAAUUGAAAAUACCCCCCCGGGUACCCUACAGCACGUUUUCUAGUAUUGUUUUAUGUGGUCUGUGCAUAUGUUCUACCACCAGAAGUCAUCCACGGACUGUAAGAACAGGCCAAGGGCUGUUCCCCUAAUGUCAGUGUGUAGUGUGGCUCAGGUGGGGUUGCAAUAGGAACGAUGGCAGUGACACAGUUCAAUGCGGUAACAGUCAAGUUUACGGAAUAAACUGCGGAUCAACAGGGCGGCACUCUCAACCAGUAUCUGGUAUUAGAAAGACACAAUUAUGUCUUGCAGAGGGACAGAAUUCAUUCCACAUUGCAAAUAAUUCAACUAACAGUUUCUUCUAGGCAAUCAGAUACAAGUCAAGGCGCCCCUAUCACCAUCUUCAGUGCCCAACGCUUCUUAGCUGCAGCCGUGAUCGUCAUCAGAUCCCCUCACAUCCCUGCCUAGUAGAAUGUCAGCGGCAUAGCGACAUCCAACCUCUACAGUCCUUGGGCACAUGUCUAGUUACACCAGGAGAAACACAAUGUCGUACCGUCAGUGAUCUCAGCACUGCACAACACUGUACAGUUAGGGACAGUUACUAAUACAAUUUGGCCACUAGGUUCUACAUGGGUCCUCACACUGGUCUAGGGAUGGCAUCUGUGGUUUUAUAUUACGGUACCCCAGCAUUGUAUUAGGAUAGACAAAGCCAAUAUCAUGGUAUUACAUGAAUUAUUUAGAGCAGGGUUCAUCUCCAGUCCUCAGGGACCACCAGCCGGUCAUGUUUUCAGGAUUUCCUUAGUAUUGAGCAGGUGAUAUAAUUACUGUCAACGCAUCAGGGUGUAUCACAGGUACAGUAUCAUUCUGUGGUAUAUUCUCAAAUCAUGACCGGCAGGUAGGUCCCGAGGACUUAAAUUGGGGAACACUGAUUUAGAGGAUUCCUCCAUUACAUGCAGGCUAAACUGGGGUUGUAAUUAUUAUUGUCUGAAAAAUUACAGACAAACACAAUCUAAAUAAACUAAAACACAGAAACAUUUGUACAUUUCUUGUAUUUUAUUGAGCACAUUGAGUAACAUCCGCAAUGCAUAGAGAAAAAAUAUAAUAUGUGAACGCGUUUAAGUUAGGUGACGGCCACACAGUCAGGUUUCCUUUUGGAAGCCAAAAUCAGAAGUGGAUCAUAAAAAGAGAGAAAAUAUAAACGACAGAUACAGCUUCUCCUUUUAUUUUAUUUUAUUCAAUCCUGACCAUUUGGCCGUACCCUUAAGGCCU